Molecule: messenger RNA, 1798 nt
Organism: Hordeum vulgare subsp. vulgare (domesticated barley)
Lineage: Eukaryota; Viridiplantae; Streptophyta; Magnoliopsida; Poales; Poaceae
Product: transcription factor HBP-1b(c1)-like
Exons: 8
Coding region: 310-1275 (321 amino acids)
Biological process (GO): DNA-templated transcription; regulation of DNA-templated transcription
Molecular function (GO): sequence-specific DNA binding; DNA-binding transcription factor activity
Source: RefSeq, a predicted model, not a curated record
CAGCCAGCGCGCGGUUCGGCCUACCGCUAGAUAGCUAGACACACACAUUAUCAUGCCCACCGUCCUUGAUUGCAGUGAGAUGCCGCAAGAUACGUCCGUCACUUCGAAGAAGAAAGAUACCGGAAGAUAUUUGGUUGCUUGCUUGCUGCAUCUUUCUCGUCCCCUGACUUCAGUUCAGUUCUCUCGAGGACUUUCCCGUGCGCCUCUCUAUAUAUACUUCCACUUGCUUGUGCUGCUCUUCAGUCUAGUCGUGGUAUCAACUAGUGGUAGCAGCACUAAUUAGCCAGAGGAAGAAUUGGUAGCUUCAGCAUGGAUUACGGGACAGAUGCAUCGACGGAUCCAGACGUCGACAAGAAUCAAGAGCAAGAGCCGUUUGAACAAGGGCAUGCCGUUCUGAUCGCGCCUUCGGAUCCCAGUGGCAAAACAAAUGGAAAGCUAGGCCCAAAGACUCUCCGUCGUCUUGCCCAAAACCGUGAAGCUGCUAGGAGAAGCCGCCUAAGAAAAAAGGCAUAUGUCCAGCAGCUCGAGAGCAGCAGCCUGAAACUCGCUCAGCUAGAGCAGGAGCUCCGUCGUGCUCGCCAACAGGGUUUUCUUUCUACCUUGGGAGACCAGGCUGAUUCAGAAAAUGCCUCUUCGUUCUACGUGGAAUACGGACGGUGGCUGGAAGGCCAACUCCAGAAGGUAGAGGAGCUCAGGGCCGCUGUCAGCUCCCACGCCGAUGACAGCGACCUCCAGGCCAUCGUUGACACCAUCAUAGCACGCUGGGACGAAAUCUUCACGCUGAAGGGCGCCGCGGCCAAGGCCGACGCCUUCCACGUCCUGUCGGGAGCGUGGACAACCCCCGUCGAGAGGUUCUUCCUCUGGCUCGGCGGCUUCCGGCCAUCGGAGUUUCUCAAGCUACUCGCGAGCCGGCUGGAGCCCCUCACGGAGAAGCAGCUGGACAGUAUCGGCGUCCUGCGACAUUCCUCCCUGCAAGCCGAAGGAGCACUCUCGACAGAGAUGGAAGCACUGCGACAGUCGGUCGCAGAAGCCGUCGCGGCGGCAGGACCGUCGUUCCUGAGCUGCUCUGCAGCCUACUCCGACGAUGGCACGGGCGAAAUGGCUGCGGCGGUGGCAAAGCUUGGCGCCCUGGAAGGCCUCCUGCGGCAGGGCGAUGAUCUGCGACUGCGGAUUCUUGAGGAAACGCGGCGGGUACUGACCACCCGUCAGUGCGCACGAGCGGUGCUCGUGGUCAGCGACUACUUCUCCCGGAUGCGCGCCCUGAGUUCUCUCUGAAUUGCACGUCCGGCGGGCGCGCAUCCGGGAGAACCCGUGAGAGCUUACAGCAUCAAAAAAUGGUGAGCGCGACGGCGGCGGCGGCGGCGAUGCAAUGCGACGGGCGUGAGCUGGGCAACAGGAGCGGAGUCGCGAUGCAGGCAGCACCGCCCGCGAGCGACGGAGUCUGCGUCCGGCCCAGCAAGAUUUGGAGAAGCUGCGAGAUGAGGCCCAAGUAUGAUAAAAGUUAUACAGUGGGCCGAGCCAGCGCAAGCAUAAUUUCAGUCCCUUUGUAUUUUGACGACCGUAGCAUUCCAUGUUUUUUUUAGAGUUUGUACCGCAUCCCUAAUCUACCGCACGAUACGCCAGUUUAUAAGGUGGCCUUCGGCCCGUCCCCUUGCCCCCACACUAGGUGGGGGUACGGGCCUAAGCCUGUUAGAGUGUACAGGAAAUGUAUAUACCGCCCUUUGUACAGCAUGUUGUAUGUAGUGUUGUGCUGUUGUACUUGUGUACAAUGUAUGUAAAAAUACAGUUUUUUUUUCCA